This is a messenger RNA of Phytophthora sojae, 1785 nucleotides long. RefSeq lists its product as hypothetical. The annotation marks the transcript as partial. NCBI's taxonomy places the organism in Eukaryota, Oomycota, Peronosporomycetes, Peronosporales, Peronosporaceae. The record is from RefSeq and is a predicted model, not a curated record. The transcript has 3 exons.
AUGGCUAGCGCCAAGUCCGGCACGGGCAAGGUGAGCGGGUCCGUGACGGUCUCGAGCGGCGAGUCGCUGGGCGGUAACUCCGGCAGCGUGUCGCUUUUGACGUCGAAGGCGAGUGGCGGCACGAACGGCGGUGCCAGCGGGUCGAUCAUCGUGCGUGUGGGCUCGGGAGACGCUGCCGUCGGAGGCGACGUGCAGAUCGGUGGCGGCACGAGCGUGAACCAGCAGGGCGUCGGCGGGCGAGUGUCGGUGCAGGGUGGCAACGGCACCGCUACGGGCGGCAACGUGCAGCUGUCCGCGGGAUCUGGUACGUCGGCCCUUGGCGGCAGCGUCCUGAUCUCUAGCGGCAGCGGGGACAGUGCGACGAGCGGUGAUGUGGCCGUGUCGAGCGCGGCAUCGGGAACGGCGCUGACGAGCACGAGCGGGUCGGUGCGGCUGUCGUCGGGCGCGUCGAGCGGUGGUAGCUCCGGAUCGGUGUCGGUCUCGACGGGUGCUUCGACGGGCGGCGCAAGCGGGUCGAUCUCUCUGAGCGUGGGCUCGGGCGACGCGGCUACAGGAGGCUCCGUGAGCGUGGACGGCGGUCAAAGCAGGGCUGUGAGCGGCAAGGGAGGCGCGGUGGCAAUCGGUGGCGGCACGAGCGUGAACCAGCAGGGCGUCGGCGGGCGAGUGUCGGUGCAGGGUGGCAACGGCACCGCUACGGGCGGCAACGUGCAGCUGUCCGCGGGAUCUGGUACGUCGGUCCUUGGCGGCAGCGUCCUGAUCUCUAGCGGCAGCGGGGACAGUGCGACGAGCGGUGAUGUGGCCGUGUCGAGCGCGGCAUCGGGAACGGCGCUGACGAGCACGAGCGGUGCGGUGCGGCUGUCGUCGGGCGCGUCGAGCGGUGGUAGCUCCGGAUCGGUGUCGGUCUCGACGGGUGCUUCGACGGGCGGCGCAAGCGGGUCGAUCUCUCUGAGCGUGGGCUCGGGCGACGCGGCUACAGGAGGCUCCGUGAGCGUGGACGGCGGUCAAAGCAGGGCUGUGAGCGGCAAGGGAGGCACCGGCGGCGAGGUGGACAUCAACGGCGGUGUCGGUUCAGCGGACGUGGGCGGCAGCGUGGUGAUCUCGAGCGGUUCCGGAGCGAGUGCGAACAGUGGGUCUGUGUCCAUGGCUAGCGCCAAGUCCGGCACGGGCAAGGUGAGCGGGUCCGUGACGGUCUCGAGCGGCGAGUCGCUGGGCGGUAACUCCGGCAGCAUGUCGCUUUUGACGUCGAAGGCGAGUGGCGGCACGAACGGCGGUGCCAGCGGGUCGAUCAUCGUGCGUGUGGGCUCGGGAGACGCUGCCGUCGGAGGCGACGUGCAGAUCGGUGGCGGCACGAGCGUGAACCAGCAGGGCGUCGGCGGGCGAGUGUCGGUGCAGGGUGGCAACGGCACCGCUACGGGCGGCAACGUGCAGCUGUCCGCGGGAUCUGGUACGUCGGUCCUUGGCGGCAGCGUCCUGAUCUCUAGCGGCAGCGGGGACAGUGCGACGAGCGGUGAUGUGGCCGUGUCGAGCGCGGCAUCGGGAACGGCGCUGACGAGCACGAGCGGUGCGGUGCGGCUGUCGUCGGGCGCGUCGAGCGGUGGUAGCUCCGGAUCGGUGUCGGUCUCGACGGGUGCUUCGACGGGCGGCGCAAGCGGGUCGAUCUCUCUGAGCGUGGGCUCGGGCGACGCGGCUACAGGAGGCUCCGUGAGCGUGGACGGCGGUCAAAGCAGGGCUGUGAGCGGCAAGGGAGGCGUGGUGGCAGUUCGCGGCGGAGCUGGUACCGCGACA